Molecule: messenger RNA, 1510 nt
Organism: Eutrema salsugineum
Lineage: Eukaryota; Viridiplantae; Streptophyta; Magnoliopsida; Brassicales; Brassicaceae
Product: protein TRIGALACTOSYLDIACYLGLYCEROL 2, chloroplastic
Exons: 6
Coding region: 163-1308 (381 amino acids)
Cellular component (GO): chloroplast inner membrane
Molecular function (GO): phospholipid binding; lipid carrier activity
Source: RefSeq, a predicted model, not a curated record
CAUGGGAUUUUCCGUCUCUUCUGUCCAAAUCCCAGCGGCAAGUCUUUGACGCCAUUCUCAGAUUCACGACACCAGUUCGUGAUAAACUUCGAGCCCAGCUGCAGCUCGGAAAAAUUGGAACUUUACUGCAUAAAGUUUAGUUUUUUAAUUUUGAUUUUGGAGAUGAUUGGGAAUCCGGUAAUUCAAGUCCCAUCAUCACUAAUGCCAUCAUCUUCCAUGAUUGCUUGCCCUCGAGCUUCUCCCAAUGGGCUUCCUUAUCUCCCACCGAAACCUAGAACUAGGCAUUUACUGGUCAGAGCUGCAUCCAAUUCCGACGCCGGACAUACUCAACCAUCGUCUGAUGAAGGGAAGAAUCCGCUCACGGUUGUUUUGGAUGUGCCUAGGAAUAUAUGGAGACAGACUUUAAGACCUCUGAGUGAUUUUGGGUUUGGUAAGAGAAGCGUUUGGGAAGGUGGAGUUGGUUUGUUUAUCGUCUCUGGAGCAACACUUCUUGCUCUUAGCUGGGCUUGGUUGCGAGGGUUUCAAAUGCGGUCCAAGUUCAGGAAAUAUCAGACCGUGUUUGAGCUUAGUCAAGCCUCUGGCAUAUGCACGGGAACACCAGUUAGGAUCCGUGGUGUGACCGUUGGUACGGUUAUUCGUGUUAAUCCUUCCUUGAAGAACAUUGAAGCUGUUGCUGAGAUUGAGGAUGAUAAGAUUAUCAUCCCUAAGAAUUCACUGGUUGAGGUGAAUCAGUCUGGUCUUCUAAUGGAAACUAUGAUCGACAUAACGCCGAGGGAUCCAAUACCGGAACCUUCAAUAGGGCCUCUGCAUCCGGAUUGUGGUGAAGAAGGUCUGAUUGUUUGUGAUAGGCAGAAGAUAAAGGGAGAGCAAGGAGUGAGUUUAGAUGCACUAGUUGGAAUAUUCACUCGUAUUGGACGUGAAGUAGAGGAGAUUGGUGUUGCUAAUACUUAUUCGCUUGCUGAGAGAGCUGCGUCAGUUAUUGAAGAAGCAAAACCAUUGCUCAGAAAGAUUCAAGCCAUGGCUGAAGAUGCUCAACCUUUGCUCUCUGAGUUUCGUGAUAGCGGCUUGCUCAAGGAAGUUGAGUAUCUAACUCGAAGCCUGACCCAAGCUUCUGACGAUUUGAGAAAGGUUCAUUCGUCGAUUAUAACACCUGAGAAUACAGAACUAAUUCAGAAGUCAAUCUACACUUUGGUUUACACUUUGAAGAACGUCGAGAGCAUAAGCUCAGAUAUUCUUGGAUUCACAGGCGAUGAGGCCACAAGAAAAAACCUUAAACUGCUCAUCAAAUCCCUCAGUAGGCUAUUAUAAUCUGCAUGGAGAAACAACUAAGAUUUUUAGCCUGGUUAAAAAAAAUGAAGGUGAGAGCAAGUUGAUUUGUUUUUCACAAAAAAAAAUGUGUGUUCUUAUUUAGAGAAUUUAUAUUUCUUUUAAUUGAAUUGGAUUAAAACGAGAGAGUCGAAUUCAGUUUAUACGAACAGAUCUGUGUUUCUGCAUUAAUGCAUUUCCUCAA